Drosophila grimshawi is the source of this 562-nucleotide messenger RNA. RefSeq lists its product as uncharacterized. Lineage: Eukaryota; Metazoa; Arthropoda; Insecta; Diptera; Drosophilidae. The transcript is spliced from 2 exons. Bases 8 to 562 code for a protein of 184 amino acids. The record is from RefSeq and is a predicted model, not a curated record.
UUUUGAGAUGUGCGCCUACAAUAUAUAUCUGGGCGUGGCCCUCAGCGUUGUGCUCCUCAGCGCCAGCGUUAUCCAAGUUCAGGGUGGAGACGAGCGAGUUCUGAAGCUGCGCAAGUUCGAAAAGAUUCAGCAGGACGAAAAAGCUAUCCAGAGCAGCUUGUCGAUCAGUGAGCCAGAUGCUGAGGAUCAUCGCACAAUCAGCGGCGAGCUGAAAACCCUUUUGACCAUCGAUAACGAAUGGAAGGUUAAUAUUACAGUGCUUCGCAAGGAUAGCAGCGAGAAGGACUAUUCCAUGUUUAAGGAUGUGCCCAUUAUGGGCGCAUGCGAGUUGAUGGACACAUAUUAUAGGCGAUUUUUCUAUGACACUUUAAAGGACUAUUCCAAUGCUCCCCAUCCCGACAACUGCCCCCUGGCACCGACGGAAUUACAGAUCAAGGACUAUCCAUUAAAUGCAUCGAUGCUCAAGAAGCUCCUUACGCCCGGCUUCUAUCUACUGAACGGUCAAGUACUCAAAGAUGACGAGAUCAAGAUAAUGUACAUGGCCGAGUUGCAAGUGGAGUAA